AUCCCUCUCCUCCCUGUACAAAAUGACCAAUCCACCAGCCUUCUUUCUCACACCCUUCUGCACACCGGCCUAGCGAUCUCCAUAAGCCUCUCUCUCUCUCUCGCUCUCUCUGCGCUUGCAGUUUGACCCUUCAAUGGGUUUCCCAUUUGGCUACCCCGAGCUCCCGAGGCUCCUCAUCCACCUGCUCUUCCUCUUACUCCACCUGAGAAGGCUUAUCAACCUGGUCUUCCACUCUCUUGGCCUCAGCAGCCUCCUGGGGUCCGAAGCCCAGUGGAAUAAUGACUCAGACAUCCACAGCUACCACCACCAAACAAGCCUUUACUCGCUUCCGGCCAAGUUGAUCCAGGAGAGCUUGCCGGUCGUCCAGUUCGAGGACCUACUCGCCGCGCAUCGCGGCCGCCACUGCUUUCCCGAGAGCUGCGCGGUGUGCCUCUAUGAGCUUGAAGGCGCCGACGAGGUCCGGCUGAUGAGCAAUUGCCGCCACGUCUUCCACCGGCGGUGCGUCGACCGGUGGUUGGAUCACGGACAGUGCACCUGCCCCAUGUGCCGAGCUCCCUUCUUCCCCGAGGAGGUCGGCAUUUCUGACGCCUCUUUCUCAUAUGACGAAGACCGCCACUACAUCAACUACUAACUGCCGCCGGCGUCUGGGCUGCGUCAGGAGUUGCCUUCCUCGUAGCGAAGUGGCUAACAGUGUACAAAGGUGUUGCAAAUGAUGCGAACACAGGUUUGAAUGCAAUAAGACAGGAAAAACCAUAUAUGCCUCGU
Molecule: messenger RNA, 765 nt
Organism: Musa acuminata AAA Group (dessert banana)
Lineage: Eukaryota; Viridiplantae; Streptophyta; Magnoliopsida; Zingiberales; Musaceae
Product: brassinosteroid-responsive RING protein 1-like
Exons: 1
Coding region: 134-631 (165 amino acids)
Source: RefSeq, a predicted model, not a curated record